CUAUGAUUAUAAUAAAGAACAUCCCAACAUUAUUAAUCUCAAAGGGUUCAUUGUGGGAAAUGCUGUGACUGAUAACUACUAUGAUAGCAUUGGAACUGUGACAUAUUGGUGGAGCCAUUCAAUGAUAUCAGAUCAUUCAUACAAAUCUAUCAUCAAACAUUGUGAUUUCAAAGCACAGAACACUUCUCAAGAAUGUAAUGAUGCUGUGAACUAUGCAGUCAACAAUGAAUUUGGAAACAUUGAUCAAUACAGUAUCUAUACUCCUACAUGCCCAGCAUCACAAAACAGCAAUCUUAGGCGCAUAAGGCUAAAGACUACAAUGUUUCAUAUGAUUUCUGGCUAUGAUCCUUGUACUGAAAAUUAUGCAGAGAAAUAUUAUAAUCUUCCUCAAGUGCAGAAAGCAAUGCAUGCAAAUGUUACCAACAUUCCUUACAAAUGGACUGCUUGCAGUGAUGUGCUCCUGAAAAAUUGGAAGGAUUCUGAAUUUUCUAUAUUGCCCAUAUACAAAGAGUUAAUUGCAGCUGGAUUGAGAAUAUGGGUUUUCAGCGGGGACACAGAUUCAGUGGUUCCAGUUACAGCCACAAGGUUUUCACUCAACCAUCUCAACCUCACCAUUAAAACUCCUUGGUAUCCAUGGUACUCAUCAGGUGCACAGGUAGGUGGAUGGACAGAGGUAUAUGAUGGACUGACAUUUGCAACAGUGAGAGGAGCUGGACAUGAAGUACCUCUGUUUCAGCCAGAGAGAGCUCACAUUCUUUUCAAGUCAUUUUUGGCAGGGAAGAAGCUACCAAAGUCUUGACAUGUAUUACAGUGUUUAACUUAGCUGCACCUCAAUGCAUUCUUUAGCUAAUUCUUAAGGCUAAGGCUUGUUGGAGGAAGAAAACUCUUCUUCCUUUAACCAAUCAGAUAUCAAUAUUUUUUUCCAUCUCAUUUGCUUAAACAGAUAAUAUACACCUACUCAUUAAAUUGUAACAUUUCAUACAUUUAUCACAUUUUAGUUAUUUUAAUGCAAUUCAGAUUUACUUGGUGGCCA
Molecule: messenger RNA, 1033 nt
Organism: Arachis ipaensis
Lineage: Eukaryota; Viridiplantae; Streptophyta; Magnoliopsida; Fabales; Fabaceae
Source: RefSeq, a predicted model, not a curated record